AUGGACUCUGAGCGAUCUCCCUCCUGUGAUGCAGUCUUUUGUGCUCCUGGCAAUGCAGGGAUUUCUAACUCUGGAAAUGCCACUUGUAUUCCAGAGCUUGACAUCUCUGAUAGCUCGGCUGUGAUCUCCUUUUGCCGCAAAUGGGGUGUGGGACUGGUUGUGGUGGGACCAGAGGCACCUUUGGUUUCUGGCCUUGCAAGUGAUUUAGUAAAAGCUGGAAUACCUACUUUUGGGCCAUCGGCAGAAGCUGCUGCUUUAGAAGGUUCAAAGAACUUCAUGAAAAAUUUGUGUGACAAAUAUGAAAUUCCUACUGCUAAUUACCGAACAUUCACAGAUCCAUCUGCUGCAAAGCAAUACAUUCAGGACCAGGGAGCACCUAUUGUCAUAAAAGCAGAUGGCUUGGCUGCUGGAAAGGGAGUUAUUGUUGCCAUGACACUGGAGGAGGCAUACGAAGCUGUUGAUUCAAUGCUUGUGAGGAGUGUUUUUGGUUCUGCAGGUUGUCGUGUCAUUGUUGAAGAAUUGCUGGAAGGAGAAGAAGCAUCUUUCUUUGCCCUGGUGGAUGGAGAGAAUGCUAUUCCUCUAGAAUCUGCUCAGGACCAUAAGAGAGUUGGUGAUGGAGAUACAGGCCCCAAUACUGGUGGGAUGGGAGCAUACUCUCCAGCACCGGUAUUGACAGAAGAACUUCAGUCAGUAGUCAUGGAAACUAUAAUUCUCCCAACGGUGAAGGGAAUGGCAGCAGAGGGUUGCAAGUUUGUAGGAGUUUUGUAUGCUGUGUUGAUGAUUGAGAAGAACUCUGGCUUACCUAAGUUAAUUGAGUACAAUGUACGCUUUGGCGAUCCUGAGUGUCAGGUGUUGAUGGUCCGGUUGGAAUCAGAUCUAGCACAAGUUCUACUUGCAGCUAGUAGAGGAGAGCUAAGUGGAGUAUCCCUGAAAUGGUCUCCAUGGUCUGCCAUGGUGGUCGUUAUGGCAAGCAAGGGGUACCCUGGGUCAUAUGAAAAGGGGACUGUGAUUCGAAACCUAGAGGAGGCCGAGAAUGUUGCUCCAACAGUUAAGAUAUUCCAUGCUGGAACAGCUUUGGACUCGGAUGGCAACUUGAUUGCUACCGGGGGACGAGUUCUUGGGGCCACUGCCACCGGAAGAGAUCUUGAAGAGGCACGGGACCGAGCUUAUCAAGCAGUUGAGGAAGUCAACUGGCCAGGAGGGUUCUACCGGCGAGAUAUUGGGUGGAGAGCGCUUCCCCAGAAACAAGUGGCUCCAAAAAAUAAACUGACGUCAACAAAAUGA
Messenger RNA from Dovyalis caffra, 1284 nucleotides. The record is from the annotation of a GenBank genome assembly. NCBI's taxonomy places the organism in Eukaryota, Viridiplantae, Streptophyta, Magnoliopsida, Malpighiales, Salicaceae.